Messenger RNA from Lynx canadensis (Canada lynx), 642 nucleotides. RefSeq names its product 60S ribosomal protein L32-like. Gene Ontology annotation, biological process: translation. Gene Ontology annotation, molecular function: structural constituent of ribosome. The record is from RefSeq and is a predicted model, not a curated record. NCBI's taxonomy places the organism in Eukaryota, Metazoa, Chordata, Mammalia, Carnivora, Felidae. Gene Ontology annotation, cellular component: ribosome; cytosolic large ribosomal subunit.
AUGCAGAGGAAAUCUUUCAUAGCCGCCUUUGUGCAAGCAUCUCCUCUAAGGACCUACAGUGCCUGCAAACACCUGCACAUACACAGCAGUGGCUAUGCCAUCACCAUUCGCAGUCACCUCUUGCUCAAUCCCACUACAGAGACUAAGAAAAACCAGAUGUUCCCCAAGCCUCCCUUGCAGCUAGAGGAGUCCAAUGACCUACUUGCUGUCUGCAGAGGUGGCAGCCAUCUCCUACUCAUCAUCACUGCCACCCUCAGACCUGUGGUAAAGCUCAACAUGGUUAAAAAGAGGACCAAGAAGUUCAUCCGGCACCAGACUAAUAUCGAAAUUAAGUGCAACUGGCACAAAUCCAGAGACAUUGACAAUAGGGUACACAGAAGACUCAAGGGCUACAUCUUGAUGCCCAGCAUUGGUUCCAGGAGCAACAAGAAAACAAAGCACAUGCUGCCUAAUUGUUUCCGGAAAUUCCAAGUCCACAAUAUCAAGGAGCUUGACAUACUGCUGAUGUGCAACAAAUCUUACUGUGCAGAGAUUAUUCGUAAGGUCUCUUAUAAGAACGCCAAAUCCAUUUUAGAAAGAGCAGCCCAGCUGGCCAGAGUCACCAAUCCCAACACCAAGCUGCACAGCAAAGAAAUUGGAUAG